Messenger RNA from Cuscuta epithymum, 2149 nucleotides. The record is from the annotation of a GenBank genome assembly. Lineage: Eukaryota; Viridiplantae; Streptophyta; Magnoliopsida; Solanales; Convolvulaceae.
GUUUCAUUUGCCCUUUUUUCGUGUAUAUAUAAUCCCUUGAGGCCGGCCGGUUUGCUCAUCUGUAAUUAGAGAGGCGUCUUGAUAAACGCCGAUCUUAAUUUCUCUCGCAUUUCCUUCCAUUUCUUCUGCAAUUUUGAAUAGCCUGCUCUUCGGUCUCAACAAAUCUCGAAGAUGAGGGAGUGCAUUUCAAUCCACAUCGGUCAAGCUGGUAUCCAGGUCGGAAAUGCCUGCUGGGAACUUUACUGCCUCGAGCAUGGUAUUCAGCCGGAUGGCAACAUGCCUGGUGACAAGACAAUUGGAGGAGGUGAUGAUGCAUUCAACACCUUCUUCAGUGAAACUGGAGCUGGCAAGCAUGUCCCGCGUGCUGUGUUUGUAGAUCUGGAGCCGACUGUCAUUGAUGAAGUUAGGACUGGAACCUACAGACAGCUUUUUCACCCCGAGCAGCUGAUCAGCGGUAAGGAGGAUGCUGCCAACAACUUUGCCCGUGGUCAUUAUACCAUUGGGAAAGAGAUUGUUGACCUCUGCCUGGAUCGCAUCCGCAAGCUUGCUGAUAACUGCACCGGUCUCCAAGGAUUUCUGGUUUUCAAUGCAGUAGGUGGAGGCACUGGUUCAGGUCUUGGAUCUCUUCUGCUUGAGCGUCUCUCUGUGGACUAUGGCAAGAAAUCCAAACUUGGUUUUACCAUUUAUCCUUCACCCCAGGUCUCCACUUCAGUGGUUGAGCCAUACAACAGUGUCCUCUCCACACACUCUCUUCUUGAGCACACUGAUGUUGCCAUUCUCCUUGACAAUGAAGCCAUUUAUGAUAUCUGCCGCCGCUCCCUUGAUAUUGAGCGCCCCACCUACACAAACUUGAACCGUCUCAUUUCACAGGUCAUCUCCUCACUCACUGCCUCACUGCGAUUUGAUGGAGCAUUGAAUGUUGAUGUUAACGAGUUCCAGACCAAUCUUGUCCCAUACCCAAGGAUCCAUUUUAUGCUUUCCUCCUAUGCCCCUGUGAUCUCAGCUGAGAAGGCCUAUCAUGAGCAACUCUCUGUUGCUGAGAUAACCAACAGUGCCUUUGAACCAUCAUCCAUGAUGGUUAAGUGUGAUCCUCGUCAUGGAAAGUACAUGGCUUGCUGUCUUAUGUUCCGUGGUGAUGUUGUUCCGAAGGAUGUAAAUGCUGCUGUUGCCACCAUCAAGACCAAGCGCACCAUUCAGUUUGUUGACUGGUGCCCUACUGGUUUCAAGUGUGGUAUCAACUACCAGCCUCCCACUGUUGUUCCUGGAGGUGACCUGGCCAAGGUGCAGCGGGCUGUGUGUAUGAUCUCCAACUCCACCAGUGUUGCUGAGGUGUUCUCCCGCAUUGACCACAAGUUUGAUCUCAUGUAUUGCAAACGUGCCUUUGUGCAUUGGUAUGUUGGUGAGGGUAUGGAAGAGGGCGAGUUCAGUGAGGCACGUGAGGAUCUGGCUGCUCUGGAGAAGGACUAUGAGGAGGUUGGGGCUGAAGGAGAGGAUGAAGAUGAAGGUGAUGAGGGAGAGGAGUACUAGAGGCUAACUGCUGUUAUAUCUGCUUGUUUGUGUGUUUAUCUUGUCCGUUGAAUUUCAAACAUGUCACUACAUGUUGCUCUUUCUUUUUAUUAUCUCAAACAAUGAAAUUCUCUAUGGAUGUUUGUUUGCUUGUUACUGGAUUGGGUUAGGGGUGUUCGAAAUUUGAAUUUCUUUGGAAUUUAAAAUCCAUCUCAAUUCCUGCACCAUUCUCAGCCCCUGGUUUUCGAAAUCAAGACAUCCUAUGGGAGCGCCAGAAAGUUCAAGACACCAUCUUUUGACUUACAAACAAUUUUUUUUCCUGAAUUUAAAAGGCAUUGGCAACUGGCAACAAACAAUAUACUCCGUAUUUCCAAACACCUCGUCAUUUGACAUAUCAUCUGAAUUUAAGAUGAUAGUCAUGAUACUCCGUAGUACUAUUGACUAUUCACAUAAAAACUAUUGAAAUAGGGACAAAUAAAACUCCAAAGCAUCACUUAAGCAAACAAUAUGCUAGAUCCAAAGAUCAAUUAUCAAAAUCUAGCAAUGAUGGAUAGCCUAUCGUUUUUGUUAGUGUUCAUGUGUCCCUGUAUCCGUCUGUACUCUAUGAGUUUUGGAACACAAGAGGAUGAUCACAGCAGUUUCC